AUGGAGAGAUUACAGAGGUUAAUGAUGAACACCAAAGUUGGUGCUGCUGAUGCCAACAAAGAUGAUACCAAGGAGACGGUCUAUAUUUCGUCCAUUGCCCUUCUGAAAAUGUUGAAACAUGGUAGAGCAGGUGUACCAAUGGAAGUUAUGGGAUUAAUGCUUGGUGAGUUUGUUGAUGAGUAUACAGUUAAUGUUGUUGAUGUCUUUGCGAUGCCUCAGUCGGGUACUGGCGUAUCUGUUGAAGCUGUUGACGAUGUCUUUCAAGCUAGAAUGAUGGAUAUGUUGAAGCAGACUGGUAGAGAUCAGAUGGUUGUUGGUUGGUAUCAUUCCCAUCCUGGGUUUGGGUGUUGGCUGUCAUCUGUUGAUGUUAAUACACAAAAGUCUUUUGAACAACUAAAUAACAGAGCUGUAGCGGUUGUUGUUGAUCCUAUCCAAUCUGUGAAAGGUAAGGUUGUUAUCGAUGCUUUCAGACUGAUAGAUACUGGCGCACUUAUCAACAACCAGGAACCUAGACAAACUACGUCAAACUCAGGUUUAAUGAACAAGGCUAAUAUACAGGCCUUAAUCCACGGUCUUAACAGACAUUACUACUCUUUGAAUAUUGAUUAUCAUAAAACCCCAGCUGAAACUAAGAUGCUAUUAAAUCUACAUAAGGAGCAAUGGCAAUCUGGCCUGAAAAUGCAGGAUUAUCAGGAAAAGGAAACUGAAAACCUGGAAGCCACAAAGAGAAUGGUUGCAGUAGCUCAACAAUAUUCAAAGAGAAUAGAGGAAGAAAAGGAAUUAUCUGAAGAGGAGCUAAAAACUCGUUAUGUUGGUAAACAGGAUCCUAAGAAGCACCUAGCUAAAACAGCUGAGAAUACACUAGAAGAAAACACUGUCUCAGUUCUUACCGCUGGUGUAAAUUCUAUAGCUAUUAAAUAA
Messenger RNA from Nakaseomyces glabratus, 921 nucleotides. RefSeq names its product proteasome regulatory particle lid subunit RPN11 (gene RPN11). The record is from RefSeq and is a predicted model, not a curated record. Gene Ontology annotation, cellular component: proteasome regulatory particle, lid subcomplex. Gene Ontology annotation, molecular function: proteasome binding; metallopeptidase activity; protein binding. NCBI's taxonomy places the organism in Eukaryota, Fungi, Ascomycota, Saccharomycetes, Saccharomycetales, Saccharomycetaceae. Gene Ontology annotation, biological process: proteasome-mediated ubiquitin-dependent protein catabolic process; protein deubiquitination.